Messenger RNA from Ornithodoros turicata, 1508 nucleotides. Its product is annotated as lactosylceramide 4-alpha-galactosyltransferase-like. The transcript is spliced from 4 exons. Bases 268 to 1227 code for a protein of 319 amino acids. Gene Ontology annotation, biological process: glycosphingolipid biosynthetic process. Gene Ontology annotation, molecular function: hexosyltransferase activity. The record is from RefSeq and is a predicted model, not a curated record. NCBI's taxonomy places the organism in Eukaryota, Metazoa, Arthropoda, Arachnida, Ixodida, Argasidae.
UGCACGUACGUUUUGCAAAAACGUGUUUACGCCAGCGCACACCGUCUGCCAUAUGCAUGCAAUAUGGGCGUACAUCAACACAGCUUUUCCUGUGCAACACAUUUUGCCUACCUGAACAACAUCCGCUUGCCUAGUUCGCGCAUGUUGGUAACUCUCCUUAGGGGUUUGAGUCACCGCCACACUGACAUCUGAUCUGGUAGCUGCGAUUCUGCCCGGCCUGUAUCAGAACCCUUCAGAGACGAGGCGAAGGGAUUUGCUCAACGUAUCAUGGCUAGCAGACUGCGGCCGUACCUCGUAGGACUAACGGCGCUUCUGGUGUUUUUGCUGUACUUCACAAUCGGUUAUCAAGACGCUCGGGAGCAGGGCUUCUUUGAAGAAGACUGUUCGUCGGAGAUGAUCAUGUUUGUGGAAUCGAGUGGACAAGGACACUUGAACGGUCGCAUAUCCUGCGCCCUUGAAUCGACCUCGAAGCAUAAUCCAGAGAGGACCGUCGUGCUUUGGUAUCACGAGAAAUUACUUUCAAGAGACAAUCCUUUCAUUCCUGUUAUAGAAAGGCUCGGUAACGUGCAGCUGCGUAAUAUGACGCCAGAAGUCAUCUUCAAGGGCACUCCCUUGGAACUGUGGUAUGCAUCAGGAAUUCUGAACCAGAGUUCGCACAGCGUGGUUCAUCUAUCGGAUGCUCUUCGACUGGCCCUAGUCUAUAAGUUUGGAGGUGCCUACAUGGACAUCGACAUCGUCAACCUUAAGCCCCUGAAUGGACUCAGGAAUUGCAUCUCUCGUUCGCAAGAGGACAUGGUCUCCAAUGCCUUUUUAUUUUUUGACCGAGGCCACCCGUUCCUCCUUCACUGCAUGCGACGCUUUGCGGAGAACUACAAGCCACACACAUGGGGAGAGAACGGUCCAAGACUUUUACGUCACGUCAUACUCAAACUUUGCAACAAGCCAAGCAUCCGGGAUCUCGUCGGACAGCCAUGCGCGAACGUCACUGUGUUACCGUCCGAACUGUUACUUCCAUUAAACUUUACACAGUGGAACCAUUUCUUCCAACGGAAGCACUGUGCACAGGCCUGGAAUUCACUGGAACAGAGUUACGUCAUGCACAUCUUUGGUUCCAGGAGUAGUGAGGCACAUGUGAAAGAGAACGACGGAUCCGCGUACGAAGAGGCGGCCAGAUUGCAUUGUCCGAAAUCGUUCAGGACAGCCAUUAAAUAUCGAGGUUAUUUUUAACUUGAGUCAAGGUUUUGUUGUUGUGCGGGCAGUAGUUCUACGAAACAGGCUGGUGCUGCAACACCCUUCAUGACUGUUACUCGUUCAUGUGGAGCGCGACUUGCGUAGUUCUGUAUCUUGCAAGAACGCAGUUUGCCAACACCUGUUCGAGGUUUUAAUACUUGACACUUGGUACUUUGGAUAAGUGACGCUUUAGAUAACGUUGGUUUCAUUAAUAUUUAAGUAAUGUGCAGCGUCGUGGUUCCAAAAUGUCACAAUAGUACGCAUCACUCCACGAUGAA